This is a messenger RNA of Mytilinidion resinicola, 936 nucleotides long. RefSeq lists its product as uncharacterized. The coding region runs from base 205 to 738 and encodes 177 amino acids. The transcript has 2 exons. NCBI's taxonomy places the organism in Eukaryota, Fungi, Ascomycota, Dothideomycetes, Mytilinidiales, Mytilinidiaceae. The record is from RefSeq and is a predicted model, not a curated record.
AUCUUCCCUUCCCACGAAUCGACUACUGAUGCCCAGACCGGCACGGAGACAACCCAGCUUGUACUAGGUCGGGGAUGGGAUGGGCGAGUUGCGGACGGCUACACGAGAGACCCUCGAGAAGCCGGCGUCGACGCACCUAACCUUGCUCUGACUCGGGUGAACAAGCAAAUUCGAGGGGAAGCACUUCACUGCGCCUGGGAACUGAUGCCCAAGGUCUUCACCUCAUCUUUGGGGCUCUAUGAAAUCGGUCUCGAGAUGGACCAGGAUCUCCCCUUCAAGAGCGCCGGACACGUAGUGCUUGUCUUCCUCACAGUCGACUAUAUUAACUUCUUUGAGGUGCCAUUACCUGGUCUCGCCCAAAAACCGUCCUUACAGCCCCUCGCAUCCUGCCUUGGCAAGGACCUGUUACCGGGUCUGCAACACUUGGAGAUCAGGUUCCAGAACACGAAGCUUGGCCCGGCCAUCGAUCCGUGGGGCCAUCACGACAAUGGCACCAUGAAGCUUGGGUCUGACUUCCGUACCUCAUGUCACAAAGUCCUCAUCGACUGGAUCAUAUUGUUCGCCAUCGACCACAUCAAGCACAUUCCGCGCGUUGAGCUAAAGGGCUACAUCAAGACGAGCCUGAAGCAGAAGUGGGAGGCGAUCUUAGCAGAUGAGCGAAAGGGCAUCGUGCACGAUCUCACUGCAGAAAAAGCGGCGGCUCAGGCUCUGACUAUCCAUGAUGUACCUCCAUCUUGAGAGUGCACGAAACCCUGCCGCUUCGAUGGCAUGCACGCUAUUGCCGCACGCCGGGAGCGAGACCGGCGAUGUAUCUUUCCCCAGAAGCAGCGGAUCCACUGGAUGAACGACUACAGCUUCGACUUCAAUGAUUAAGGGAUGUGCCAGUGGUUGCGAUAUAGCACUGGAGCACACGUUCAGAUUGUGAAGCCAAGAUUU